This is a messenger RNA of Trematomus bernacchii (emerald rockcod), 1621 nucleotides long. RefSeq names its product zinc finger protein 239-like. The record is from RefSeq and is a predicted model, not a curated record. The transcript has 3 exons. Lineage: Eukaryota; Metazoa; Chordata; Actinopteri; Perciformes; Nototheniidae. The coding region runs from base 1 to 891 and encodes 296 amino acids.
AUGUGUCAACUUCAACGACGAUUCGGUAGGAGAAAGAAGGAAGAGACCUGCAAAGACCCAGAUAGACUUUAUGAUGAUGGGGAGAAGAGUAUCAUCGGAGAACAGCUGGAUCAACAUCAGUCUACAGCCACGAUAGGAAAACCAUACACCUGUGACCAGUGUGAGAAGAGUUUCUGGAGUUCAAGGAAAUUGAAGCGCCACAAACAUACCCACACUGGAGAAAAACCUUUCACCUGUGACCAGUGUGAGAAGAGCUUUAGCAGGUCAGACUAUUUGACGAUUCACAAGCGAACCCACACUGGAGAAAAACCUUUCACCUGUGACCAGUGUGAGAAGAGCUUUAACCGGUCAGACUCAUUGAAGGUCCACCAGCGAACCCACACUGGAGAAAACCCCUACUCCUGUGACCUCUGUGAGAUGAGCUUUAGCCAGUCAAGCUAUUUGACGAUUCACAAGCGAACCCACACUGGAGAAAAACCUUUCACCUGUGACCAGUGUGAGAAGAGCUUUAACCGGUCAGACUCAUUGAAGGUCCACCAGCGAACCCACACUGGAGAAAAACCCUACUCCUGUGACCAGUGUGAGAAAAGUUUCACGGACUCAUGUUCAUUGAAGCGCCACCAGCGAACCCACACUGGAGAAAAACCCUACUCCUGUGACCAGUGUGAGAAAAGUUUCGCGGACUCACGCUCAUUGAAGAGCCACCAGCGAACCCACUCCUUUGACCAGUGGGAGAAAGAGUUCAGUGACUCAUACAGUGUGAAGCUCCACCAGCCUACCCACACUGGAGAAAAACCUGACGUCUGUGCUCACUCUGAGAAGAGUUUCAGAGAACCAGACCACAUGGGAGAAAACCUUCACUCGUGCACUGAGACUGUUCAGAAAGAGUGAGGUGGACUGUUUGACACAACUCACUGUUAAAAGAUGUUGUGUGAAUUUUAAAAGUUGUUCAAAUGUUCUCAAUAAUAUUCAAAUGCAUGCACUUAAGUUGUCAACUUGUAUUUUUUUCCACAGCAAAAACAAACACAAAGCUCCCUAAAGAACAAGGCACCACAGUCACUUAAAUGUAAUAAUGUUAUAAAUAUGUGGUAAUUGAACAACAAGCUAAAGCCUACUGAUUUCUAAAAGUGUGUGUUUUGAGCCUUUAGUCUCACAUAAGCUAGAUAGAGCGUCGCUUUGAACCAUAAACUAUUACCAAUGCUGACUGUACUCAUUCAGGCCAUUUUACCCUCAGAAAGAGGUUCCACAGGGGUCUAUCCUUGGUCCAUUCAUGUUUACAUUAGAUGUUACAUCACUUUUUCCAGUAGCCACACUUUCUCCUUCGACCUUUUCUCUGUUGGGGAGGUUUGUAAGGCUCUAAAGGGCCUAGACCCCAAUAAAUCAGCAGACCCAGACGAUCUCCCCCCUUGUUUCUUACGUCUAGCUGCAGAUAUUAUAGCCCAACCAGUGUGUCAUGUUUUUAAUCUUUCUAUAACAAACAAUGUCAUUCCAGAUGUUUGGAAAACUGCAAAUGUUCUCCCCUUAUUGAAAGGUGGUGAUUCCAUGCUGAUGAAUAAUUACAGACCAAUUUCCAAGCUCUCUAUUUUAGCUCAAGUACUUGAAAGGCUGGUGAAUGAUCAAA